CCAUUCGCAUGCAGAUCGGUGUGGCUGCGGCGGCGUUCCGUGCUGUGGCUGACGCCCUCUCCGACCUCGAGUCGCAGGAGGUGCAGGUGCUAGCAGUCAGCACGGAGGACGGAGUCAAGGGCCUCGCCCUCUUCCAGCACCAGUCCGAGGAACAGAUCGAGUGCAAGGCGGUCCUCGAGCCGCGGGUGCGUGGCGCCAUCACCCCUGAGGCUCCGCCUCCGCUCGCCAGUGCGAAAGCAGGCGGCGCAGGUGCGGGCACCGCAGGGGUCAUCACGGGCACCGGCAAGGAGCAGUUCGAGGAGCUCUUGAAGGAGCGGUCCUCCCGUGCCUCGGCGGCCCGUGUGGAGCCCAAGGGCGAAGUUCCGUGCCAUUGCGGCGAGUGCCCGCAUGGCGAGGAUGGCGCAGAAUCGGCUGCCACCGCCCCCUCUGCCAUCUCGCUGCAGCAGCAGUCGAGGCCGGCAGGGGAGAAGCCGGUGGCACGGCAGGAGUGCGUGCCGGCCAAGGCGGCGCCACCUCUGAAGCUGUCGGAGCAGCAGGCGGCUCGGCGGGCCGGCACGUCGGCUCAGAAGGGGCCGUCGGCGGAGCAGCUCCGCCUGCACCGCGGGCUGGAUGUCCUCAGCAAGCGGCAGGAGGAGACAGCUCAGGCACUGGGGCUGGCUCCAGUGC
This is a messenger RNA of Prorocentrum cordatum, 666 nucleotides long. Lineage: Eukaryota; Dinophyceae; Prorocentrales; Prorocentraceae. The record is from the annotation of a GenBank genome assembly.